AUGUUCAUCCAUCGGAUCAGAGCUAUUGUCUUUCUUGCGACCCUUUUCUAUGGCAGUUGUAAAGCUAACACCAAUGGAUUGUUAUAUCCUACGCGAAAAGUCGCCGGCAUAUCAGUCAUCAACACGCCAAUCGUUCAAGAUGCUGAAGCAUUCGCGUUGGAGCAUAGUACCUACCCCAUCUACAAGCACGUCAUGCGGUCUUGGCUCUACGGAGUCCUCAUGAUCAAUGCCAACGAAACCUUCAGUGAUAGAAUCGACUUCGAAGUCCACGCUGUCGCCACCCUCUUGCACGACCUUGGCUGGGACACGACAGAAGCGUCACCCAUCAUCAGCGCUGACCGUCGGUUCGAAGUAGACGGGGCUUUCGCAGCGCGUGAGUUCAUACAAGAGCACCAAGAUGGAAAGUUUUGGCAUGAGAGGAACGUUCAACUUGUAUGGGAUGCGAUCGCGCUUCAUACAGAAAGGUCUAUAUCAUAUUUCAAGGAACUAGAUGUGUAUCGAAGGGCAUCGCAAUGGACUUUUCGGGACCAGCUUAUGGUGUUUCGGGAGAGGACUAUGCUGCAAUUGCCAAAGCCUUUCCGAAAAGUGAUCUCAAAGACAGUGUCAACCAGACUAUCAUCUGGCUUUGUGAUACGAAGCCUGAGACCACAUAUGCACUUGGAUGCAGCCUUUUGGGGAGAGAUACGUUGA
Fusarium oxysporum Fo47 is the source of this 690-nucleotide messenger RNA. RefSeq lists its product as uncharacterized. The coding region runs from base 1 to 690 and encodes 229 amino acids. Lineage: Eukaryota; Fungi; Ascomycota; Sordariomycetes; Hypocreales; Nectriaceae. The record is from RefSeq and is a predicted model, not a curated record. The transcript has 2 exons.